AAUAAAGCCCUAUCGGCUCACUCACCUCUUCUGCAAUUUUGCCUUUUCUGCAUUUUUUUAGUUUUCCUUUUUUGUUGCAACAGAGUGCAGGAGGCAGCAUCAGCAGCUCUGCUCUGAGGCUUGUCAAGGCUCAGUGCACACACACACACACACAUGCACGCACGCAACCCAGAGUGAAAACAUUUGCUCUCACCUGUCUCCAAACCCAAAGCAAACCUCCUGUCCAAGCAAACUGCCAACAGUUGGAACGAGACGGCACCCGAGCCAGAAUUUAACGUAAGGCGAAAAAAUUCAAUGUACACUAGCAACUUUUUGCUAAAAAGCAAGAGGACAAAAGGAAGGAAAGGAGCAUUUUAAGAAAAGGACACCUUAAGGAAGAUUUCAUUUUUUGGAUUUCACACCAAACUUUGGAAAAGUUUUUUUUUUUUUUUUUUUUUUUUUUUAGUUAUUAUUCUGUUAUUACCAUCUUUUUCUAAGAACAUUGAGACAUUGUUACCUGCAUGUAAAAGCUUUUACAUUUUUUUUUUUUUAAAAAAAAGGAAGAAAACCAAGAGGAAGAAUAGCAUGUGGACCACCUAGCCAAAGGCACCACUGAAGCAUCCCUUGCAGCGAGGGGGACGUAGACUCUGGAUGUGUGUAAUUCCGAGGGACUGCAUUUUUUUCCCACCGGGCUUAUGAGAUAGCGCAGAGGCAGGCAAGUCAUCGAGAAUUACUUCUCUCUCCCCUCACCACCACCACUACCACCACCUCCACGUCCUCUUCCAAGGGCUCCUGCGAUUCUCCCACCGCAGCCCGGCUUGGAGGGACAUGGGAACGCGCGGCGCCCUCGAUGCCUGAGGCCGGGCGGCCGCGGGGCUGUCUGCGGGAAGCGCUUCCCUGCCGGGGCUCGCCGUCCAUGUGCCCGCAGUCGGCGGGGCCUGGAGUCGGGAUGAAUUUCGGCGUGGUCUUCGCGUUCAUCCUCUCCCUGCCCCUGGCCCGCAUGGAGGGGGACCCUAUACCCGAAGACAUUUAUGAGAUUUUGGGUGGCGGCUCAGUGCGUUCCAUCAGUGACCUCCAGCGUGCCCUGCGGAUAGACUCCGUAGAGGAGGAUAGCUCGAGCCUGACCCUGAAUGCAACUCAGCCUGGUGAAAACCCUGUGGCCCUGUCUCGAGAGCGACGAAGCCUAGAUGCUCUGGCAGCAGCAGAGACAGCUGUCCUUGCGGAGUGCAAGACGCGGGAGGUGGUCUUUGAAAUCUCCCGCAACAUGGUGGACAGCACCAACGCCAACUUUGUGGUGUGGCCACCCUGUGUGGAGGUGCAGCGCUGCUCCGGGUGCUGCAACAACCGCAAUGUGCAGUGUCGCCCCACACAGAUCCGUGUCCGGCACGUCCAGGUAAACAAGAUCGAAUUUGUCCAGAGGAAGCCAAAAUUCAAAAAAGUUGUUGUGCCUUUGGAGGACCAUGUACAGUGUCGGUGUGAGGCCGUGUUCCGACCGCCUCCCAGGAACAUCCGUCCAGGGCCACGUGAACAGAGACGCUUGUCACCAUCGUUCACCACAGCCGCUGUCUCUCAGAGGCAGCGAGUACGCCGGCCGCCGGCACAGAAGAGGAAACAUAAGAAGUACAAGCAUGUCAACGAUAAGAAAGUGCUGAAAGAAAUCCUCAUAGCAUAGAAGUGCUGGCAGGGGAGAGAGAGCACAAGGCAGGUUUAUUUAAUAUAUUUGCUGUAUUGCCCCCAUGGGGUCAUUGGAGUGACAACUUUUCCUCUUUGUCCAUCUGCCUCGACGUCUGAUUCAGACGGCAAUUGGUGCUUCCCUUUCCAUCAGUGGACCUUCUCCCACCAAAGCCUCCUUUCUUUCAUUUAUUAGCAUAAUUUUAAAGUUUUACACACACACACA
This is a messenger RNA of Lepidothrix coronata (blue-crowned manakin), 1876 nucleotides long. Its product is annotated as platelet-derived growth factor subunit B-like. Bases 830 to 1651 code for a protein of 273 amino acids. The transcript has 7 exons. Gene Ontology annotation, biological process: positive regulation of MAP kinase activity; positive regulation of phosphatidylinositol 3-kinase/protein kinase B signal transduction; positive regulation of cell migration. Gene Ontology annotation, cellular component: membrane. Gene Ontology annotation, molecular function: growth factor activity; platelet-derived growth factor receptor binding. NCBI's taxonomy places the organism in Eukaryota, Metazoa, Chordata, Aves, Passeriformes, Pipridae. The record is from RefSeq and is a predicted model, not a curated record.